Pipistrellus kuhlii (Kuhl's pipistrelle) is the source of this 3815-nucleotide messenger RNA. RefSeq names its product leucine rich repeat containing 4C (gene LRRC4C). Gene Ontology annotation, molecular function: cell-cell adhesion mediator activity. The coding region runs from base 1193 to 3115 and encodes 640 amino acids. The record is from RefSeq and is a predicted model, not a curated record. Gene Ontology annotation, biological process: modulation of chemical synaptic transmission; synaptic membrane adhesion; regulation of axonogenesis. Gene Ontology annotation, cellular component: plasma membrane; postsynaptic density membrane; glutamatergic synapse. The transcript has 3 exons. NCBI's taxonomy places the organism in Eukaryota, Metazoa, Chordata, Mammalia, Chiroptera, Vespertilionidae.
GGGUGUCUUCUUGACAGCUGAUGGGGCCCUGAAAUCCUCCUCCUCCACCUCCGCCCCCGCCCCCGCCCCCGCCCCCCGCUGAAAGGGAGGUUAUGAAAUUGCAGGGGCGGCGGAGGGAAGCAGCCAGCGGGGAGCUCACGGGGCAUUUGGAGCGAGUGGGGAAGGUGGCUGGCCCCCGGGGUGGCUGAAAUAAAAAUUUUAAAAUAAUAAUCAUCAUCAUCCAGUCCAAUUGCGCACUGGGUUGUGAUGAGAAAUCUAAUCAGAUCUUUGGAGCAGGGGCCGGCCCGGAGGGGGAUGCGUGGGGGGAGCUGAUCCCCACAUUCUCUGAAAGGUGGGAGGGGGCAGCCGGAGAGAGGAAUCCACGAUGUAAAAGGAGAUUUUUUUCUCCCCCCGGCGGUGGCGGGUGCCUGGCCGGCCGGAAGGAUGCGGGACGCAGCAGCUCGUGCAGGAGAGCAGGACCAGCGAGGCUGCUGCUCGUGAGACCGGGAUCUCCGCACACAUGUGUCCCCGAGCCCGCGGGGAGCGCUGAGACAUGCAAUAGACCGGUGUCCGACUCGCGGGAGUCGAUCGAUAAAUAAUAAACAGCUGCCCGCCCCCCCAUCCCCCCCACCCCUCGUCCUUCUCCCCAAAAAGGAUGCUUGGAAAUGGAGCACCGAGGAGCCACGCAAAAGAAAAAGUGUGUUCGUUUUUUUCUACAAAGGAGGAAGUAAGCCAAGGAUAUAUUUUUUUGGAAUGAAAAGUUUGGGGCUUUUUUUUUUCUUCUUCUUCCUUUUUUCCAGGAAAGUAAAGACCUGAUAUGGUGGUGUUUUCGAGGAAAUUGAUAACACAUCUGCAAAGACACCGUGGAGGAGGAAAAAGUUGACCGAGGCAGGAGGAGGCAGUGAUUGGGGGAGAGGCGCCCCGCAGAGCACAGUGGGAUGCGUGCCUGGGUGGACUGAAAUUGAUGGAUAAUUGCCCGUUGGAUUUUUCAUCAACCUCCUUUUUUUUUUUUCUUCCUUUUUUUCUUUUUUUCUUUUUGGUGUCAAGAUCGUGCAUUUUCGCUUGUUCGUAACCACCUGGAUUUCCAUCUGGAUGUUGCUGUGAUCUGGUCGGAAAUACAAUUGUCAAACACGUUGCCUGUUUAUGCAUGGAGACCACAAUGGAGAGCUAGACUAUUUGAGCUCCAGAAGGACCCACACCAGAUAAAUUAUGAAUGUUGAACAAGAUGACCUUACAUCCACAGCAGAUAAUGAUAGGUCCUAGGUUUAACAGGGCCCUAUUUGACCCCCUGCUUGUGGUGCUGCUGGCUCUUCAACUUCUGGUGGUGGCUGGUCUGGUGCGGGCUCAAACCUGCCCCUCCGUCUGCUCCUGCAGCAACCAGUUCAGCAAGGUGAUUUGCGUUCGGAAAAACCUACGCGAAGUACCCGAUGGCAUUUCCACCAACACUCGGCUGCUGAACCUCCAUGAGAACCAAAUCCAGAUCAUCAAAGUGAACAGCUUCAAGCACUUGAGGCACCUGGAAAUCCUACAGUUGAGUAGGAAUCACAUUCGAACCAUUGAGAUCGGGGCUUUCAAUGGUCUGGCGAACCUCAACACCCUGGAACUCUUUGAUAAUCGUCUUACCACCAUCCCGAAUGGAGCUUUUGUAUAUUUGUCUAAACUGAAGGAGCUCUGGUUGCGAAACAACCCCAUCGAAAGCAUCCCUUCUUAUGCUUUUAACAGAAUCCCUUCUUUGCGCCGGCUAGACUUGGGCGAAUUGAAAAGGCUUUCGUACAUCUCAGAAGGUGCCUUUGAAGGUCUGUCCAACUUGAGGUAUUUGAACCUGGCCAUGUGCAACCUCCGGGAGAUCCCUAACCUCACACCGCUCAUAAAACUGGAUGAGCUAGAUCUUUCUGGGAAUCAUUUGUCUGCCAUCAGGCCGGGUUCUUUCCAGGGGUUGAUGCACCUUCAAAAACUGUGGAUGAUACAGUCCCAGAUUCAGGUGAUUGAACGGAACGCCUUUGAUAACCUUCAGUCACUGGUGGAAAUCAACCUGGCACACAACAAUCUAACGUUACUGCCUCAUGACCUCUUCACACCCUUGCAUCACCUAGAGCGGAUUCACUUACAUCACAACCCGUGGAACUGUAACUGUGACAUACUUUGGCUCAGCUGGUGGAUAAAAGACAUGGCCCCCUCCAACACAGCUUGCUGUGCCCGGUGUAACACUCCUCCCAAUCUGAAAGGGAGGUACAUUGGGGAGCUGGACCAGAAUUAUUUCACAUGUUAUGCUCCUGUGAUUGUGGAGCCCCCAACAGACCUCAAUGUCACCGAAGGCAUGGCAGCUGAGCUCAAAUGUCGGGCCUCCACAUCCCUGACCUCCGUAUCUUGGAUCACCCCAAAUGGAACUGUCAUGACACACGGGGCGUACAAAGUGAGGAUAGCUGUGCUCAGCGAUGGCACGUUAAAUUUCACAAAUGUAACCGUGCAAGAUACAGGCAUGUACACAUGUAUGGUGAGCAAUUCUGUUGGAAAUACCACUGCUUCGGCCACCCUGAAUGUUACUGCAGCAGCCACCACUCCUUUUACUUACUUUUCGACUGUCACAGUUGAGACUAUGGAACCUUCUCAGGAUGAGGCACGGACCACAGACAACAAUGUAGGUCCCACUCCAGCGAUUGAUUGGGAAACCACCAAUGUGACCACCUCUCUCAUGCCACAGAGCACAAGGUCAACAGAAAAAGCAUUCACCAUCCCAGUGACUGAUAUGAACAGUGGGAUCCCAGGAAUUGAUGAGGUCAUGAAGACUACCAAAAUCAUCAUUGGCUGUUUUGUGGCCAUCACACUCAUGGCUGCAGUGAUGCUGGUCAUUUUCUACAAGAUGAGGAAGCAGCAUCAUAGGCAAAACCAUCACGCCCCCACAAGGACUGUUGAGAUCAUUAAUGUGGAUGAUGAGAUUACAGGAGACACACCCAUGGAAAGCCACCUGCCCAUGCCUGCUAUUGAGCAUGAGCACCUAAAUCACUAUAACUCUUACAAAUCUCCCUUCAACCACACAACAACAGUUAACACAAUAAAUUCAAUACACAGUUCAGUGCAUGAACCGUUAUUGAUCCGAAUGAACUCGAAAGACAAUGUACAAGAGACUCAGAUCUAAAACAUUUACGGCUACAGAAAACAAACAAUUAAAAAAAGGGACAGUUUAUUAAUAUUGACACAAAUGACUGGGCUAAAUCUACUGUUUCAAAAAAAAGUGUCUUUACAAAAAAAAAAACAAAAAAGAAAAGAAAUUUAUUUAUUAAAAAUUCUAUUGUGAUCUAAAGCAGACAAAAUUAUGUGUAUUCCUCAGAACCUGUUUUUGCUGCACUUAUUUCCUAUUUUCGCAUAUCUUGUCCCUGCCUUCCCUGAUUGCCAUAUUUUUCAUAGAUCUCAAUUCCCUAAGGAACUGGUCUAGGAAAUUUUGUAAGAAUUCUGUUACAUUUUGAGAUUUUUAUGGUGAAUUCUAGUGGUGAGAUCCAGUCUAUUUUUGUCUUUAUUUUUCCUCUUUUAUUUACCCCCUCAUGCCCUCAUGACAUAGUCCAAUGGGGAAUGCAAUAUUAGAAAUAGAUUUUUAAGAGAGAACAAGGAAAAUAAUGCAAGAUCUUAUAUUUUUCAUGUAAUGACCUGUUCUGUAUUUAUGAGGAGGACCAUUCAGUGGAAAAGGAAAAAAAAAAAAAAAAAAGUAAACAAACAACAGAUUAAUUUACAUAUGAGCACCUAUAAAACCCAUGAUCUUUUCAACAACUCUAGAACCAGAAUUUGUAGUUCAAACGCUAAAAAUAAGAUUAUAAAUAAAAAAUAUUGUUGGUUUUUCUGUA